Molecule: messenger RNA, 1248 nt
Organism: Penicillium taxi
Lineage: Eukaryota; Fungi; Ascomycota; Eurotiomycetes; Eurotiales; Aspergillaceae
Product: putative nucleoporin
Exons: 3
Coding region: 1-1248 (415 amino acids)
Biological process (GO): nuclear pore organization; NLS-bearing protein import into nucleus; protein localization to nuclear inner membrane
Cellular component (GO): nuclear pore central transport channel; nuclear pore
Molecular function (GO): structural constituent of nuclear pore
Source: RefSeq, a predicted model, not a curated record
AUGUCACUUUUCGGACAACCAGCAGCACAGGGUGCAGGAGGAGGCCUCUUUGCUAAGAGUUCUUCCUUUGGUGGGCUUGGGUCCAAUACAACCACAUCUGGUUUUGGUGGAUUUGGUAAUACACAACAACAGCAACCUGCAGCUACAGGCUUGGGUGGUGGCUUCGGAAGCAAUACACAACAACAGCCUGCAACAGGAACCGGGCUUACAGGAACUGGCUUCGGCUCUACUGGUGGGUUUGGUGGAUCACUCCUUGGGGGUCAACAGCAACAGGCGCAAAAGCCACAGACCAGUGCUUUUGGAUCGCUUCUUGGAGGUCAGCAACAGCAGGCGCAACAGCCGCAGACCAAUGCUUUUGGCGGAUCGCUCCUUGGGGCUCAACAACAACAGGCGCAACCGCAGCAGUCCCAAUUCGGCCAAGCCACUAUGGUCAAUCCUCAACCUCAACAGCAAGAGCAAUCUCUCUCUUCAAGCUUAUGGUCUCCCGGUCGUGCAAUCACUGGAGUGCACCGAACAGUGCCCAUGCAGAUGACCAUUGUCAAAGAAAAGUGGGAUCCGCAGAGCCGUUCAUCUCCAUUCCGAACCUAUCUUUACAACAGCGUCGGUGAAGAUCAGGCUCCUUUCUACCAGCCUGGACCCGAGGACGACGAAACAAAAUGGGAACAGGCUCUACGUGAGCGGAAAGAUCCAAGCUUGGUUCCUGUGCUUGUCAAGGGGUUCUGGGAGCUCGGCAAGCGCGCGCAACGCCAAAAAGAUUACCUCAAUAUGAUGCAGACACGACUUCACGAAAUCAACAACUGCCUGAGCGACCUUCUUUCACGUCACGACCUGAAGAUUUCUCUCCGAAUAGCAGACUGCCGCCGUAAACAUCUUGUUCUCAGCAAGCGCUGCCUUGCCCUCGCGGCCAAGACUCAGGUUCUGCGCAACCGAGGCUACGCCAUGGACGAUGCGGAGGAGGAACUGAAGAAGAAGCUGUCACUGCUAGAGCGAUCUGUGUUCGACCCUGCGCUGAACGGUCGCGUUGAGGAGAUUUGGGCUCGUAUGCUGGCUAUUCACGAGACCUCCAAGCGUUUGAUGGCAGAGAUGAGCCGUUGCGGGACCAACACUCAGUCCAAUGGGGGGGAUGAAAUUGACGAGGACACUAUGAAGAAAGCAAAGAAGAUCCUUGAUGAUUACCAUGCACAGAUCCAGCACCUGCAGAAAGAGAUGGAGUCAGUGAAGAGAGACCUUGAAGAGGCACAGAACUAG